Messenger RNA from Dovyalis caffra, 2364 nucleotides. NCBI's taxonomy places the organism in Eukaryota, Viridiplantae, Streptophyta, Magnoliopsida, Malpighiales, Salicaceae. The record is from the annotation of a GenBank genome assembly.
AUGAGAGGCUGCAGUGCUGCCUGUUGUGCAACACCCAUAAGCCUCUCAACUGUUACAAUUGCUACAAGGAGCAAACCUCUCUUCUUCCAAUUCAAAGUCUUUUCUUCCUUUACUUCACUAACCACCACCUCCAUUCACACAGCAACAAGACCAUUUUUAGCUCUUUCACAGUCACAACCCAAUAAAUCAAAGGAAAAGCACAAGAUUUUGGAAUGCAAUUGUGCCGCCAUUCCUUCAAGUUCAACUGUAGCAGACCCAUCAAAUGAUUUUAUAGUUGUCAAUUUCUAUCGCUUUGUUUUUAUUAAUGACCCCCAUGAAGAAGUUGCUAAGCACCUCUCUUUCUUAAAGGGUCUUGAUAUUCAUGGGAGAAUUUAUGUGAAUGAACAAGGGAUUAAUGCUCAGUACAGUGGACCAUCAAAAGAUGCUCUGGCAUAUGUUGAAUGGUUAAGAGAAGAUUUCAGAUUUUUUGAUAUACUGGUUCAGAUAUCUCCAGCAUUAAAUGGGCAUGCUUUCCCAAAAUUAAAGCUGCGUUAUAAACCUUCCCUAGUACAGUUGGAAGGAGGUAUUUCACAUCUCCCUUUGCUUGACCCUUCAAUGCGAGCGACACCUCUGGCACCGUCUGAUUGGAGAAAAAGAUUGAAAGAAGUACAUGACUCAAACUAUGUUAUACUGGAUGUUAGAAAUGGCUAUGAGUGGGAUAUUGGUCAUUUUGAUGGGGCUCAGCGACCUGACGUGGACUGCUUUAGAAGCACAUCAUUUGGGGAAUCUGAUAGUGAGGAGGCCAUUGCCUCAGAUCCUUUAGCAAAUGUUGACAAAGAGAAGACAGAUAUAUUGAUGUAUUGUACAGGAGGCAUUCGUUGUGAUGUAUAUUCUACCAUCUUAAGACAACGUGGUUUUCAGAAUUUGUACACCUUGAAGGGAGGGGUUUCUCAUUAUCUUCAGAAUGAAGGUCCUGUAGAGUGGGUUGGGAAUUUGUUUGUAUUUGAUGAUCGUCUUUCUCUUCCACCUUCUGCCUACAACCCCGAGGAUACAACUGUAGCAAGUAGCAAUCCACAAGGACCUAAGAAUAUUUUAUUUGCUAAUUGCUACAUAUGUGGAUCACAAGUCUCUGAGUUAAGACAUCGGAACUGUGCUAAUAUUGACUGCAACCUACUUUUUCUAUGUUGUAUGGACUGCGUGAAGGAUUUAAAAGGUUGUUGUUGUCUGCAAUGCACAACUGCUCCUCGGCUUAGGCCUGCUCUACCCGGGAGUCAAAGAUACAAGAAAUGGUACACAUACAGAGAACUGGAAGUGAAAAAUGAGUUGAGAGCAGUCGAGACAAGUGUGUUGGCCAAACGAUGGGAAAACUUGUGGGCUUCACUUCCAAACCUUGACUUCAUUGGUACAGAUCCUGAAUUCACAGAUGUUCUCCCCUUUUCAACUUUUAUCAGUAAAGCACUCUCUAACCGCAAAGAUUGCGAUGUCAGUAAGUUGACAAUCUAUUCCAAAUGGCUUCUCUAUAGUUCUGUAGUGCGUGCUGUCCUUGAAUAUGCUGCUUCCCAUAAUGUUAAGCGUUUGCACUUCCUUUACCCUAUCUGUUUCUUCCAUUCCUUGCUGUUAUCUCCCAAGCUUUUGCAGUGUAAAUCAGUGGAGACUCUUGAGCUGUUUGGUGUCCCAUUUUGUGUUUUACCUGAUAACUUCACUUUUAGUUUCAGUAUGCUGACUGUUUUGAGUCUCAGCUUUUGUUCUUUCUCUUAUGAAAGUGCUUCCUUGGAAGCUGCUGACCCUUUUUCCGGCUGUCCCAAUUUGAAGCAUUUAUGCCUCAAAAGAUGCGGUUUUCCUUCUCUAGAAAACCCUGAAAAUCUAUCGUCUGAACCCUUGUGUGAUCCCUCUGAAUCAGCUCCGGUCAUAAAGGUUUUAAAAGUAUCUGGACCCCAACUAAUUAGCUUGGAAAUUGUGGACCUUGAGUUUUGUUCCGCACCAACACCAAUUGAUCAUUUGAGAAUUGAGAUUUUCGCACCAAAGCUUGAAUAUUUGAACUAUACGAAUAGACAUCCUGUUUAUCUCUAUGGGCACGACCUGUCCUCUCUCAUUUUCGCGAACGUUUAUGUUUCUCUACCUCCUUAUAUCCGGGAACAAGGCACAUUUGCUGAAAGGAAAAAGGCUGCUUUAAACUUGAUCAAAAUGUUCAGGGGGCUAUAUAAUGCGGAAUUUAUCCAGCUUGCUGCUUCGACCGUUGAGGCUCUCAAUGUGACUCCCGGUUUGCUAGAAAAGCAGCCUUCUCCCUUACACAUACCUGCCAUCGUGCACAACUACUUGUGUGGUGACCCAUCUGACGCAGAACCUACUCAAUCGGUAUCUUCAGAGGAGGAAAAUGGAUCUUGA